Penicillium alfredii is the source of this 1812-nucleotide messenger RNA. RefSeq names its product FGGY-family carbohydrate kinase. The transcript is spliced from 3 exons. Bases 1 to 1812 code for a protein of 603 amino acids. Lineage: Eukaryota; Fungi; Ascomycota; Eurotiomycetes; Eurotiales; Aspergillaceae. Gene Ontology annotation, molecular function: kinase activity; phosphotransferase activity, alcohol group as acceptor. The record is from RefSeq and is a predicted model, not a curated record. Gene Ontology annotation, biological process: carbohydrate metabolic process.
AUGGCCUCGCUGCCUUAUCGUCGCUCCUCUCGCCAGGCUUCCAGUGACCCUCGCGAAGAGCUCCAAGUUCAUCAGGAUCACUUCAUUGGCAUUGACGUUGGCACCGGCAGUGCUCGUGCCUGCAUCAUUGAUGUCAAAGGCGACAUUGUGGGAUUGGCUUCUGAGAACAUUGGUCUCUGGCAACCCGAGCAAGGCUAUUAUGAACAAUCCACCUCUGAUAUCUGGCGCUGCAUUUGUGCUGCCGUGAAGCGCGCCAUCAGCCAACACAAUAUCAGCCCCGAGACGGUACGGGGAAUUGGGUUCGAUGCAACCUGCUCCUUGGCCGUCUUCGCCAAUGACACCGACGAACCCGUUUCUGUGACAGGGCCGAACUUCGACUCGGACCGCAACGUGAUCUUAUGGCUGGACCAUCGGCCCGUUGAAGAGGCCGCCAAAAUCAAUGCCACCAACCACAAUUUACUUCGCUAUGUCGGUGGGAAAAUGUCCAUUGAGAUGGAAAUUCCCAAGGUGCUCUGGCUGAAAAACCACAUGUCCAAGGAACUCUUUGACAGGUGCAAGUUCUAUGACCUGGCAGAUGCUCUCACCCACAUUGCCACUGGGAACGAAAAACGAAGCUUUUGUAGUGUGGUCUGCAAGCAAGGGUAUGUCCCCGUUGGCGUCGACGGGAGUGUCAAAGGGUGGCAGGAAGAUUUCUUGGAGGAGAUUGGCUUGGGUGAUCUGAAGGAGGAUAAUUUCAAGCGAAUGGGCGGAGUCGACAUGGUGAAUGGCGAUUAUUUGAGUGCUGGUGAGCUGGUGGGCAUUCUGUGUGACAAGGCGGCCGCCGAGCUGGGCUUGCCCGCCGGUAUCGCCAUUGGCAGCGGCGUGAUCGAUGCGUACGCCGGUUGGAUCGGCACCGUUGGCUGCAAGGUCGAUCUGGGCCCUGAUCAAUUGUCCACAGAGGUAGCCAAGAAUGAUAAAUCGCAGGCGUUCUCCCGCCUGGCGGCCGUGGCAGGAACCUCGACCUGCCACCUUGCCAUGUCUCCCAACCCCGUCUUUGUGCCCGGGGUCUGGGGCCCUUACCGGGACACUAUUGUUCCCGGGUACUGGAUGGCCGAGGGUGGACAAUCGGCUACCGGGGAACUGCUCAAGCAUGUCAUUGAAACCCACCCGGCUUUCAAUCAAGCCAUCUCUAUCGCCGAGUCAUACCAUAUCAAUAUAUACGACUAUCUGAAUGAGCACCUCAAGGAGAUGGUGCACGAUCGGGAAGCCCCGUGCGUGGCAUAUCUGGGCCGUCAUUUCUUCUUCUAUGGCGAUCUUUGGGGUAAUCGCUCCCCCAUAGCCGACCCUAACAUGACCGGAUCUAUUUUUGGCUUAACGAGUGAUAACACCGUGGAUGGUCUCGCCAUAUACUACUACGCUACUCUCGAGUUCAUUGCGCUACAAACCAAGCAGAUUAUCGAGACCAUGAAUAAAGCCGGCCACAACAUCACUUCGGUCUUUAUGUCGGGGUCACAAUGCCAGAAUGAUAUUUUGGUGGGGCUUAUUGCGUCUGCCUGCGAUAUGCCGGUGCUAAUCCCUCGAUACAUCCAUGCGACUGUAUGCCACGGUGCGGCCAUGCUGGGUGUCAAAGCUGCCAGUACAGAUUCCCAGGGCAAGACUGAGGACCUAUGGGAGAUCAUGGAUCGGAUGAGCAAGCCCGGCAGGAAGGUGGUGCCGAGCGACAACGUCAAGGAGAAAGCCCUUCUCAACGCUAAAUAUGAAGUCUUUCUGGAGCAAUGCUUCAAGCAGCAGAAAUACCGGCAGAUGGUUGACGAGGCGUGGAGCUCGAGCUGA